Messenger RNA from Rotaria sp. Silwood2, 897 nucleotides. NCBI's taxonomy places the organism in Eukaryota, Metazoa, Rotifera, Eurotatoria, Philodinida, Philodinidae. The record is from the annotation of a GenBank genome assembly.
AUGAACGGCAUUAAUGGUCUUCAUGGCUGGCAAUGGAUCUUUAUUCUAAUUGGUGUUCCAGUAAUUCUACUAGCUAUUAUCACUUUAUUCUUUCUCGAAAAUAUGUCCGAUGCUAUUCGAUGGUUAACUCCUGCAGAAAGAGAAAUUUUAACGAAUAUCUUACGAGAUCCCAUCGACCAAGAAGUUGCACAAUGGCAUCAAGUAUUUCAUGUUUUUAUUGAUCCGAAAAUUUGGCUUUUUGUUAUUGUUACAGUCGGAUGUCUAGCGGUGACAAGAUAUUGGAUAGCAUUUUUUCCAAGUCUUUUUGAAAUUCUUAGUUUCAAAAAUGGUGAACGUCAAUUGAUGUCUAUUCCACCAUAUGUAUUGGCAUGGAUAUGCGCUCUAUUAGCUGUUUUCUCUGUAACAAGAAAGAAAGAACAUGGAUUUCAUGUAACAUUCUUUCUGACAAUCUCUUCAAUUGGAUUCAUUUUGAUGGCAUCAUUGGAAGAGAAUAGUCGUAUUGGAGUUUAUGUUGGCGGAUUUGUUGCAUGUUCUGGAGUAUACUCUGCUUUCCCUGUUCUUAUGGGAUGGUUAGCAAGUUAUGUGAGUGGACAUAUGAAGAGAGCUUUAGCAAUUGGAUUUGUUGUUGGAAUUGGUCAAAUUGGUGGCAUAAUUUUACCUCAUUUAUUUCAUGCUAAUACUGUACCUGUUUUUCGUCAAGCUCAUAUAAUCUGUGCAGUUAUUAUGGCAGUGAGUGCGUUAGCUACAUUAGUUCUUCGAUUUAUUUUGACUAAACAAUUGAAUCAUGACGAUAGCAUACAGCUUCAAACACCAAAUAUAAACAAACAAGUCAGUCAAAUGAAUUUUAGUACUUUUUAUCUUUUAAAUUCUAUUUUUUUUAUCGUUUCAGCAUGUUAG